Xenopus laevis (African clawed frog) is the source of this 4624-nucleotide messenger RNA. It is a transcript of the gene dagla.S, whose product is annotated as diacylglycerol lipase, alpha S homeolog. Gene Ontology annotation, biological process: diacylglycerol catabolic process; retrograde trans-synaptic signaling by endocannabinoid; lipid catabolic process. The transcript has 20 exons. The record is from RefSeq and is a predicted model, not a curated record. Gene Ontology annotation, cellular component: postsynaptic density membrane; dendrite membrane; dendritic spine membrane. Gene Ontology annotation, molecular function: lipase activity; lipoprotein lipase activity. The coding region runs from base 466 to 3570 and encodes 1034 amino acids. NCBI's taxonomy places the organism in Eukaryota, Metazoa, Chordata, Amphibia, Anura, Pipidae.
UGGGAGCGAUGUUGUGGGUUUGAAACAGCCGCUGCUGAGGUAAAUCUCCCAGGUUAGCAAAUGGCGGGAAGAGAAGGAUGUGAGGAAAGGCGGCGUUCCAAGACUUCGCUCUGUGGUACCGCUACUGUACAUGGAACGCACAGGGCCGCCCGCUAACAAUCAUCCCGCUAGUAGCCCGAAUAUCCCCACCCAAACUCAGUCGCUGUUGCCUUGGUUACUGCUGGUCCGGGAGGAGGUUCCGGAAGUGACGUCAGGUUUCGUCCCGGUGGUGGUCGUGCCGCUGCGCUGGGAUCACGGGAGGAAAGAGUAGGAGCCGAGGCGGCAUGGAUCCCCCGAGAGGUGAGUGAGCGGCAAUGGAAUGGGGUGUCGCGUGCGCUCUGGGGAGCCCCGUGUGGCCCCUUAUACUUAUGGACAGUCAGGAGACCGUAAUGGCCGGCCGCGGUGACGUGGUGCUCGCUGCUCGCCAUGCCAGGAAUCGUGGUUUUCCGCCGCCGCUGGUCUGUGGGCAGCGAUGAUCUGGUGCUGCCCGGAAUCUUUCUCUUUGUGCUGCAUAGUACCUGGUUUGUUAUCCUGUCUGUGGUUCUCUUUGGACUGACAUAUAACCCACACGAGACAUGCUCCCUCAACUUGGUAGAUCACGGCCGGGGGUACCUGGGCAUCCUGCUCAGCUGUAUGAUUGCAGAGGUGGCCAUCAUCUGGCUGAGCAUGAGAGGGGGCAUCCUAUACACCGACCCUCGAGACUCCAUGCAGUAUGUGCUCUACGUGCGGCUGGCAAUCCUGGUGAUUGAGUUCAUUUACGCAAUUGUGGGCAUUGUCUGGCUUGCUCAGUAUUACACGUCCUGCAAUGAUGUCACUGCCAAAAAUGUCACACUGGGGAUGGUGGUGUGUAACUGGGUGGUCAUACUCAGUGUCUGUAUCACAGUCCUCUGUGUAUUCGAUCCAACUGGAAGAACAUUCGUGAAGCUGAGGGCAACAAAAAGGAGACAGAGAAACCUGCGUACAUACAACCUGCGGCACCGACUAGAAGAAGGCCAAGCCAGCAGCUGGACGCGCCGUCUGAAGGUCUUUCUUUGCUGCACUCGCACUAAAGACUCACAGUCUGAUGCAUACUCGGAGAUCGCCUACUUGUUUGCAGAGUUUUUCAGAGAUCUGGACAUUGUUCCAUCAGACAUCAUUGCUGGACUGGUUCUAUUGCGCCAGCGUCAAAGGGCAAAACGCAACGCUGUUCUCGAUGAGGCAAACAAUGACAUAUUGGCUUUUCUAUCUGGGAUGCCAGUCACAAGGAAAACAAAAUAUCUAGACCUGAAAAAUGCACAAGAGAUGCAGCGGUACAAGGAGGUCUGUUACUACAUGCUCUUCGCGCUGGCUGCAUACGGCUGGCCUAUGUACCUCAUCAGGAACCCAACCUGUGGCAUCUGCGGGUUGGCAGGGGCAUGCUCCAGUUGCUUCUGCCUUUGCUCUGCAAGGCCACGCUUUGCCCCUGGGGUCACAAUUGAGGAGGAUAACUGCUGCGGCUGUAAUGCUAUUGCGAUAAAACGCCACUUCUUAGAUGAGAACAUGAACAUGGUGGACAUUGUGUAUACUUCAUGUCACGAUGCGGUUUAUGAAACACCAUUCUUUGUUGCAGUUGAUCACGAUAAGAAGAAAGUGGUAAUUAGCAUUCGAGGAACGCUCUCUCCAAAGGAUGCCUUGACAGAUCUCACAGGAGAUGCGGAGCGGCUGCCAGUGGAAGGGCAUCAUGGCACCUGGUUGGGGCACAAGGGAAUGGUUCUGUCUGCUGAGUACAUUAAGAAGAAGCUGGAGCAAGAGAUGGUUCUUUCCCAAGCAUUUGGCCGUGACCUGGCACGUGGGACCAAACACUACGAACUGAUUGUGGUUGGCCAUUCUCUUGGAGCUGGAACUGCUGCCAUCUUGUCCUUUCUUCUACGCCCACAGUAUCCUUCCCUGAAGUGCUUUGCAUAUUCCCCACCCGGUGGCUUGCUUAGUGAAGAUGCUAUGGAAUAUUCUAAGGAAUUUGUUACCUCUGUGGUGCUUGGAAAGGAUCUAGUUCCAAGAAUUGGACUGUCACAGCUGGAAGGUUUUCGCAGGCACUUGCUGGACGUUCUUCAGAGAAGCAACAAGCCUAAGUGGCGCAUCAUACUUGGUGGAACAAAAUGCAUACCUAAAUCAGAACUUCCGGAAGAGUCAGAGGCUAUAACGAUACCCAGUAAUCGUCUAUGGACACACCCCAGUGACCUGACUAUUGCACUUUCAGCUAGCACACCUCUUUACCCACCAGGGCGUAUCAUUCAUGUGGUUCAUAACCAUCCAGUAGAGCAGUGCUGUUUCUGGAAUCAAGAAGAACCCACCUACUUUGCCAUCUGGGGUGAUAAUAAAGCAUUUGAGGAGGUUAUAAUCUCUCCAGCCAUGUUGCAUGAACAUCUCCCCCAUGUGGUAAUGGAUGGACUGAACAAGGUCCUAGAGAAUUACAACAAGGGCAAAACUGCACUGCUCUCAGCUGCCAAGGUCAUGGUGAGUCCGACAGAGGUGGAUCUGAAUCCAGAGCUAAUUUUCCAACAGCAACUUCACCCACCUCUCCCAAUCCUGGAGGUAAUUCCUGCCAUCAUGCCUGGAGCCCACAACGCAAACCGGAGGAACAGCAGCACCAAGAGUAAACAGUCAGACAUCAGCCUGGAGGGUUUUUAUGAUUCUCGCCUUCUGUCGCCAAUUCUCAAAGACCCAGUAGAGCUCCUAUUGAUGAGCACAAAAGAUUGUCUGGCUGUGUCUCUCCAGGAUCGCAGGGCACCGCUUGCUACAAUGGAGAGUCUCUCUGAUAAUGAGUCUGUUUACAGCUUCGACUCACGGCGCUCUUCUGGUUUCCGUAGUAUACGAGGCUCGCCAAGCCUGAGAGCAGUGUUGGAAACGGAUGAGAGACAUUGUUUUUUCAUUGACCCCACAAUCCCGGAGGAAAAUCCCUCUUUAAGUUCACGGACAGAGCUUCUAGGAGCAGAUGCCCUCUCAAAACAUUCGCAGGAGAGCCAGCCAACGGAGAUUGCUCACAACAGUGGCAGAUCUUCACCAGGUGACCUGCCCCCUUGGGAUGAGGAGGCUUUAGCAGGAGUAGAGAGCAGUGGAGCUCUCACCCCAGAUAAAGAAGAAUUGGCACUGCAGAAUGGGCGCUUGAAUGAGGUGCCUAGUCCCCAGGUGCUGGAGUUUGCAGAGUUUAUAGACAGCCUUUUUAAUCUGGACAACAAAAGUGGCUCUCUGCAGGAUCUAUACCAUGUGAUGGUUUCAGAUGGUACAGAGCGUGAAAUACCUAAGUCAGUUAGUGACCAAGAAAUCCUACUUCGGGCAAAGUUUGAACCUAAUCUGGUGCCCAAGCCCCCUCGCCUUUUUGCUGGGUCUGCAGAUCCAUCAUCUGGCAUUUCAGUGUCGGCCUCCUUCCCCCUCAGCUCCUCCGAAGAGCUUAUGGACUUAACGCCAACGGGAAUGAGCAGCCAGGAGUGCCUGACACCAGACCCCAUCCGAACUCCAACGCCGACAGGAGCCGGUCACAGCAAAAAGGAAGACUUGCUUAUUUCUGCUCUCUAGCCAAAUGCGCAGGGAAUAACGGACAGAGAAUUCUUGGGUUUUCUAGGAGAACAGGUUUAGUAAGAGAAUUGCCAGUGGUAACCUGUGCUCUCCAAAAUUACCAGGAAGUGUGGGGGAAUACGUUUACAGCAGCAGUCCUGCAUAAUACCAGUAUAGGAAGCGACGGGUCUGCUUGGAAGAACUGUAGAAUACAGUAAGUUAUUGCCAUAGGUUAUUUAGUGCGAAAAGAAAAAGGGAUUCUACAGCCUUCAUGAAGGUUAUAAACCAAGGAAAGAGACUACGUUGCACUAAAUAGAUUCUGCCAUAGGAUAGGCUAGUAAACUCGGAUCUAGCCAUGGCACGUUCCCCCUGAAUAUCUAUAAAAUGUAGUGCAGCUUGUGAUUCCCUGGGGGAAUUGAGAUGUACUUUCACUACCACCUUCCUCAGGAGGGGCCAUGUUCCUACCAUCCGUGGUUUGAGGGAUACACCUUUUCACCCUUUGCCUUCUUUACCUCCUUGUCUCUCAAUCCCCCCCCACAUCUCCUUGUCUCUCAAUCCCCUCCACAUCUCCUAAUCUCAGCAUGCUUCCUUAUGUGUGGGUUUACUUGUUGCUGCUCAGAAUGCAUAAAUCAACAGUAUGUAUUGUCUCUGUAUUAGAAGCAGUACCGCAUGUUUGCUUAUAAUACAGCUAGUCAUGAGAAAAAUCAACAGAUCUGUAGCAGUAGCCAGGAAAGAGGUUCUAGAGUGGAUAUAACCGUUGGCACUGGCUAUUGCAAAUUUAAUGUUCCCAUCAGCUGACAGGGGGGUUGUUGUGUGUGCUCCAGCAAUUUGAUUGAUGGGGGUUUGUAGAUGUCACAGCUUAUCUAUCUCUGCCACAGCUAAAGGCUUAUGUUGGUCAACUCAAGAACAGCGGAUGUGAUGACAUUUUGGUCACUUCUACAAGCCUCCAUAAUAACCACCCUCUGUGACAGUGUUCAAGGAAUGAAAGUGUUUUAAUGUAAUACAAAUAUAAUGCAGUGUUGCCCUGCAAUGGUAAAACUGCUGUGUUUGCUUCAGAAACAAUUGUUUUUGUAAA